Messenger RNA from Pygocentrus nattereri (red-bellied piranha), 5901 nucleotides. RefSeq names its product dispatched RND transporter family member 3 (gene disp3). Lineage: Eukaryota; Metazoa; Chordata; Actinopteri; Characiformes; Serrasalmidae. Bases 492 to 4580 code for a protein of 1362 amino acids. The record is from RefSeq and is a predicted model, not a curated record. The transcript is spliced from 21 exons. Gene Ontology annotation, cellular component: membrane.
AAAUUUGCAUCCCUGUCCACUCCCCCUGGGUUGUGGUGAACCUGCCUGGAUUGGAGCUUGAACAAAGCAGCGAGCGAGAGAGCGUGAUAGAGAAGCAGAGAGAGCAGGCGAGAGAGAGAGAGAGGGGGGGGAGAGAGACAGAGCGACAGAAACCGCUCUUUCUCGCUGAAGAGAAGCUGUCGCCUGGACAACCGAACACAGCGCAGGAGGGGAAAGUGAGGGAGAAACAAAAGAGAGAAACUGCAGGGGGAGAAAAGAGGAGAAGAAGGAGAGACUGAGAGUGAGGGGGUCUGCAGAUUGAGAGCUGCGCGAGCUGUGACGGUUUAAAAGUGUCAGGUACUUUGCACUGUUUCCGCAGGAGAAGCUGAGGUCAGCAAAAGAAAGACAAAAGAAAGAAAAAUAAAACAGAUUUUUCCCAGCUGCUCUGCUUGGAAAGGUUUUGCGAGACGUUUUCUUCAGAGUGGAGGAACUCGUCCAGCUCAGGCAGUGUCAUGGAUUCAGAGGAUGAACCCUUGUUGUUCCAGAUUCCAUGUGACCUGAGUGAGUUUGAGGAACAAGAGGAAGAAGAAGAAGAAGAAGAAGAAGAAGGAGAAGAAGAAGAAGAAGAAGAAGAGAAGGAAGGAUGCAAUGGCAGAGUGGAAGGUGCAAGUAGAGGAGAGCAAGUGUGCAAAGGAGUGUGGUGGGCAGUGGGUUGGGUGUACACUCAGCCCUGGGCAAGUGGAGCAGUACUUGCAGUGGGCUUUCUGCUUCCCCUGGCUCUUUCUGCCUACAUGUUCCUCUACUGCGAGCCCCUGGACAUUGACCUCUCCUACAGUGCCUUUGAAGUGAGGAGUCAUUCAUCCGCAGAGCGUUUUGAUGCCCUUGCCAUCGCACUCAAGAGUCAGUUAGGGUCAUGGGACAGGCACAGGCGCGAUGCCGAAGGGUUUGAUUUGGACUCCAACGCUCUUAGAGAUCUGCUGUUGCUGAAACUGAACCGACAAGACAAGGAUUCCCCUAAGGUGACCAAUGAGACAAAGUUGCCAGGUGCCUUGGCAAGUGGACAAGUGGAGGUAAAACAGAUGCAAAAUGUUACAAGAGAAAAAGAGAUGAAGAAAGCAACAGACUGUGAGGGAAGAAGAGAAAUCCCAAGUGCCAGUGCAACAAGGUCUGGUCUACAUCCAUCUUUGGAAUCCAACAGAACAGAAGCUCAUAACAGGUCAAGCUCAUCUCUGAUUAGAAAACCAAGAUUUGCAGGCUACUCUUACCUUCAGACGCAAGCCCUCUGGAGGAUAGAGCUGGUCUUUGUUGCUCAGGGGGACAAGGACAACAAUAUCUUCACCCCGGAGCGCCUUCGCACCAUCCACCACGUGGAGCAACUGCUCAUGCAGCAUCCACAAUUCCAGCAGUUCUGCUGGAAGCCUCUAGAAGUUUUGAGGGAUCUACCUCUCGGGCCUUCCUACUGCUCUCCUCCCAGCUCCCUCAUCUCCUACCUGUUCCCCAGUGAGCGGGCAGGGAAGAUCUACUUCGAUGGCAUGGGUCCGGAUCUGGCUGAUAUACAUGGUGCUUUGAGUCUGGCGAUCACCCACCCUCAGUUUUAUUGGUAUGUGGAUGAGACCCUCACACCAGACAGCCUGCAUUCCUCACUCCUCCGCAGCGAGAUCCAUUUUGGAGCACCACUUCCUUCCUUCUACUCUCUGCAGGACCGCCCUCUGGAGCAGAGACGCAGAUUUAGGGACUUUGUGGUCCAAUAUGCAGAUAUUCUGGCUCAGCAGUCCACCAGCAUGGUGAAGGUGUUGUAUGGUGGCACAGAGCUUUUUGACGACGAGGUCAGAAGGACCUUUCACAGUGAUAUGUUGCUGGCAUUGUUCAGUGGGGCCUGUAUCACUGUGCUGGUCUACGUCCUCACCUCAUUCUCACUGUUUCUGACCUUCUUUGGCCUGGCUAGUAUUGGUCUCAGCUGCCUGGUGGCUCUGUUCCUCUAUCAUGUGGUGUUUGGGGUGAAAUACCUGGGAAUCCUUAACGGUGUGGCAGCCUUCGUCAUCAUCGGCAUUGGUGUGGACGAUGUGUUUGUGUUCAUCAGCACCUUCAGACAGGCAGCUCACGUACCAGGAGCCGAGCAGCGUAUGAUCUACACGGUGAAGACGGCUGGCAGGGCCACUUUCCUCACCUCCUUCACCACCGCUGCUGCCUAUGCUGCCAACGCCUUCUCCCAGAUCCCUGCGGUUCAUGACUUCGGCCUCUUCAUGUCCCUCAUUGUGAGCUGCUGCUGGCUAUGGGUGUCCAUUCUAAUGCCUGCUGCCCUCUGUCUUUGGGAUAAGUGUGGCGCUGCCCAUGCUAGCACCUGCCCAAAAUGGUGGAGUGCUCUGACAAAACUGUCGGUCAACCUCAGCCCUCUCUCUGAUGAGGAUGAUGAUGUCGCUCUUUUGACUGUAGAGAUGGAACCAGGACUUCACGAUUUCGAAUCGGAUGCAGCUCUGCUGUCUCUCUCACUGGAGCCUUCCCAGGCUGAGUCCGCAGAGGGCAACGUAGGGGUGGUCAGCGCCAAGCUCCAGAGGGCGCUGAAGCGCUGGGUGGCGGAGCCUGUGGUGGAGAAACAUAAAAUUGUCGUAGCACUGUAUGUUCUAGUGCUGCUGGCAUCAGCGUGUUGCUGCAGUUUGCUGAAGCCAGCCAGUCACGCUCCUGUGCUCUUCCACCGGGACACCAACCUACAGCGGCUGCUGGAUCUCCGUAGCAACCUGAGCGCCCAGGGGAUCUCCUGCCACAUGUGUUCAGGAGUGUUUAUGGAAAGACCUCACAGUCUGCACAAUAGCGUCCACUCCGUGAGCUCCAACUCAAGGAAGCAUUCGCCCUACAGCCAGGCCGAGGGCAGCCUGAGGGUGCCAAACACUGCUAACUCCACACAAGCAUUGUCAGCCGGCAUCCUGACAGUCUACGUUUCUAAGCUGGAGGUGGACACACCCAUCACGCUCUACCGUUACUCUCUGAGUGCCAGCAUAGAGGCUCCCUGGAGGGCACUUACUGCCGGGCACGGAGACGUGCCAUCCUUUCAGGCUUACAGCAGUCGCCAUGGCAACUUCAGCACUCAGCUUACAGUCUGCGUGUCCCAUGCCUACCACCCUCGGCCACGAUGGAUGCUGACCCGGGGGUCGUGCGACCCUCACCAUGGCUGGAGGUUGGAGUUUAGCUUCUUCGUGGCGCUGAGCGAGCAGAAGAACAGCAGGAAGCUCUAUUUUGCCCAGAACGCACUCAGUCCGUAUCCUAGCCGCGUGUGUGACGGACCCCCAGGCUGCAUAGUUGGCUCUGGGCCUGAUGGACCCACUAAGGGUAUUUUCUACGCCCCACUGCCUGCAGCUCCCAAACAGGUGAAGAGUUCCAUGACGUCCGGCUUUAACCCCUGUAGUGGAGGUGGGUGUGGGAAGCCAGCAGUUCGCCCUCUAGUGGACACUGGAGCCAUGGUAUUCGUAGUGUUUGGGAUACUUGGAGUUAAUCGCACUCAACACGCAGACAACCAUGUAAUCGGAGACCUGGGCAGCGUGAUCUAUGAUCCCGACUUUGAUCUUUUCAAUGAAAUCGGUCACUUAUGCCAACUCUGCAAAGCCAUCAGCGCCAACACACAGCUAGUCAAGCCGGGCGGAGCACAGUGUUUACCUUCAGGUAACAGUCUCUCCUCUAUUCUUCCUCUCCUCCACCCUGAGUGUCACUCUCUUCCUGAGCCGAACCUCCUGCCUGGUCAGCUGUCUCAUGGUGCAGUGGGCAUGCAGGGGGGCAGAGUGCACUGGAUAUCCAUGGCCUUUGAGUCAACCACCUACAAAGGGAAGUCCUCAUUUCAGACUCACUCUGAUUUCCUCCAAUGGGAGCGUUUCCUGCAGGAGCAGUUAGCAUCACUCCCACAGUCCUCAGCGCUGCGUCGAGGGUUCCAAACCUGCCAACAUUGGAAGCAGAUCUUUAUGGAGAUCAUAGGUGUGGAAAGCGCCCUCUACAGUCUGCUGCUGUCUUUGGCCAUCUGCAUAGCGUCUGUAGCUGUCUUUACUGCUCAUCCGCUACUGUUACUGCCCAUCUUACUUAGCAUUCUGGGUGUGGUUUGCCUGGUGGUAGCAGUAAUGUACUGGCUUGGCUGGGAGAUGGGUGCAGUGGAGGCCAUCUCUCUUUCUAUUCUGGUGGGAUCUUCUGUGGACUACUGCCUGCACCUGGUGGAGGGCUAUCUGCUUGCUGGAGAUCUAACAACUGUGGUCAGUCACAACAUGGAUCCAUCAACCAAGCGUCAACAACGAACAGUGGAAGCAGUCAAUCAUGUGGGUGUUGCCAUUGUAUCCAGCGCAGUAACCACAGUGAUCUCCACAGUACCGCUCUUUUUCUGCGUGAUUGUGCCUUUCUCCAAGUUUGGCCAGAUUGUGGCUAUCAACACUGCCAUCUCUAUAUUAUUCACCCUGGUUGUGACCACAGCUUUGUUAGCCACAAUGGGGCCUUCUGACUUCACUAGGCCUCCCAGAGCAGUUCUCAAAGCCAGUCUGGUGGUGCUGGGCGUGGGAGCCUCUGGGUGCCUCCUUUGGUGGACUGGAUCACAAUUCCUCCCUGCCAGCUGGAACUCGCUCAUUACGUAAGUUGGUCCAUCGAUAAAUGAUUAUGACAAAAUUUGGAACAACUACAAAAGAUGGAACUAUGGAGUCUAUGGAGUCUGUAUGUAAAUUUAUAAAGAUCUGUGAUAGAUAUGUGGUUGUUUCUGACAAAAUCAAAGUGGACUAAAAUGUGAACCUUGAGGAACACCACUGUUGAAAUGACUUAAUUUGAGUGUUGAAGGUUGAGAUGAAUGCGUGAGCUGGCAUACUUGAGUGAACUUGAUUGUCAACUGUUCUGAUCUUCCCACAUACUGCAUCGAAGGAAAAGUUAAGAAUGGUUUUCCAUGGUUUAUUAUCUGCUACAUAUUUCAAAAUGGUAACUAAAGGGUGGUCCAAGGAGGGAAGGUGGAGUGCCAUGAAAUGAGGUCUAUCUCAGAUUAUGUAAAGAUUUAUCUCAGAUUAGGCAAAAAAGAACCUGCCCUGGAUUUAAUAUUGAAGAUUAUGGGGGGGAGGCGAAGAGAGAAGACAAGAAAUGAGAUUUGGAAAGAGAGAGAAAUGUUAGGUCCUGUGUUUCCCAGCUCUGUGCUUGUGGGAUAUCAGCGGCAGUUUGUCUUUUGAACUAAUAUUGUUAAAAUGCCACUCUAACAUACAUCAGCUCUGACAGUGGUAUACCUUUGUGGCCCCGAGGAAAGGAUUGGGUAAUCUUUCUUUCUCCUUUUCGGGAAGACGAGGGUUCGGUUUGUAGCCUGCUGGUGAUAGGCUUAUAAAUGAAUACUCAUGAAAGAAUACCUUAUAAGAAACCUGUAUAGGCAAAUGACAACAUGUCCUUUGAAAAGUUAACGGCUCCAUUUUAACAUUGGUUGUACAUAAAACGGUAUGGGCUCCACAAGUAUUUUGUACAAUGGGUCAUUUUGUGAAACUGUGGCAAACACUGGCUGUAGUAAUGUUUUUUUCAAUUGCUGUAAAACUAGUUUGGCAUAGUUGUCAUGCUUAAAAACAAAGUGUUUCUGUUAAAUUGCUCAUUUUAAAACCAUUUAUAUGAUGUGCUGACGGCGUGUUCUGUGCUUCUUGCUCACCAAACAAUCCACUUACCUCGGGGGCAUGUUCACUCUUUUGUAUGCUGUGAUUUAUACGUCUCGUAAACAGAUGUGCAUAAACAGUGGGUUUUGCCUGCCCGCCUGCCCCCGCUUGGAACGACUUGACCCUUGAUAGACUUGACCCAGUUUGGAGAUGAUAUUCCAUUUCAGAGCUCCUCAACCUCUGUCUUGGACCCUCUCGCUCUUCUGCGGAGAUUAUCACUAUACGAUGAAUAGCUGAUGUACUCUACUGCAGAGGAAAAAAAGCACUUAUAAAGAGAUCCACUAGC